AUGGUUUCAAUCAAAGACACGUUUGCUAAAGUAUCAACGCGGUCUGCAGUUGUUGAUUACCAUGUUAUUGCCUCUAGUAUUCUUCAGCGACGUUUUGUUCAGGCAGUUUUUAUAACUUAUUUAAUAUCUUAUAUUAUUUCAAUGAUCAUUGAUAAUACGUUUAACAUUUUAAGACCUAUUUCUUGGAUAUAUGUCGGUUUUAGGGCAUUUAUUUUUUUACUUUCAGUGUUUCCACUUUUUGUUCUAAAAAAAGCUAAUCUUCAUGUUGAUUAUCAUACAAGAUCAUCAUUUAUUUCAGAGUUCUAUCUCAGAUUGUUUUCAUUUAAAGCAUUAAGAUUGACGUUUAUUUAUCUUAUUUCAUCUUUAUUUAUAACUAUGAUAAAUAUGAAUACAAAAAAUGCAAUAUCUUUCAACCGUUUUAUCAUUUCUAAUGAAGUUUAUACAUAUUCUCAACUAAAUGAAAAAACAAUAUAUUUUGUUUUUCAUGGUUUAUCUUUAGCAAUCAUAACAUCUAUAAUCCACAGCUUGAAUGAUUGGGAUAAAAUGGAAUUUUCUGUGUCUAUUCAAAUUCUUCCUAUUCGUGUAAAAUCAGAAAUAGUUAGAAUCAUAAUUCAUUCUGGAUUGAACUCUUUAAUGUUUUCAUUUUUUCAUCCAUUUCUAUACUUAUUUUUAAGACAACAUAUAUGGUCUUUUACUUUGCAAAUCUUUCGACUAUUAUUAUAUAAAUUGAAUAAAAUAUCUCUUUCUUAUUGGCCAUUUUCUACAAAGCUUCUUUUCUUUUCUACAUUUAAUGCUUUUAUCAUGCUUCUACUUUGGAACUCUGUUCAUUCUUUAUUUAGGAUAUAUUUAUCUCAUGGACCUAUGUCUUAUGGAAAAUUAGCAAGUGAACGGUCACCUGAUCCUAAUGGAACUCUUUUAACUGGGUUAAUAGCAGAAUUUAAACCAUUAACUCGAAUGAUGGCAUUUGAGGAACUUUAUUAUAUAUUACAUCAUGAUUUUCAUCGCUGUGAACAGAUUUUUAAUGAUAUUGAUCGAAAUCCUGCAAUGUGGCAGCAAAUCAUAGAAAUAUGUCUUAAAAUUAUCAGUGAUAUUCCUCGAGCUCUUCAAAAACGGUAUCAAUUUUUAGAAAAUAAAUCUUUAUUUUCUCAACAAAUCAAUCCAGAAUUUGCACACCAAUUUUACAGUCAAUUAAAUACUAAUACUGAAUCAAAAAAUACAGAUUCAAUACCUUCGCUAACAAUUAAAAAUCAAAAUAUCUUUUUAGACAAGCAAGUUCGGAAACGAACUCAUAUAGAUAGUCUAAAACAUCAAAAUUAUACAAAUCAGUUCUUGCCACAAUCUAAUAAAAGUCCAAAGAAAAAUGAUAAUAAAAAUAUUUCCAAAUUUCAAUUUAAAAAUCUUAUAACAUUAUAUUCAACAUUAUUCUAUAAAUCAUGGCUUGGGAUACCAUUUAGACAAACUUUACGAAGAAAAUAUCAAAUUUUAUUUCCAAAUACUCGUUUACUAAUUUUAGCUAUAUUUGAUUUAUGUCAGCUUGUUGCACGUUCUACUGAUCAAGAUUUGUUUGGUAUGGUUCAGCGUGAAGUAGCAUUAAUUUUAGAAUGUUUGCAUGUAGCUCUUGAGGACCUAAAACAAUUUGUCAAAUCACCACAAACCUACUUUCCAGAUACUAUGUAUUUUUCAGACAAUAAUGAUUAUUCCUUUGAAGAGCCUGUUGCACUUUUGAAAACUUUAGAAUUUGGUAUGUUAAAUAUUAUUUCAAAAUUCGGUCCUUAUCUCUCUGGAAUGCAUCUUCAACCUGCUACUGCAUUAAAAUGCCAAACACUCAUUGACUUUAAUUUAUCUAGUGACUAG
Pneumocystis jirovecii RU7 is the source of this 1854-nucleotide messenger RNA. RefSeq lists its product as uncharacterized. Bases 1 to 1854 code for a protein of 617 amino acids. Gene Ontology annotation, biological process: nuclear pore organization; spindle pole body localization. The record is from RefSeq and is a predicted model, not a curated record. Gene Ontology annotation, cellular component: nuclear pore transmembrane ring; spindle pole body. Lineage: Eukaryota; Fungi; Ascomycota; Pneumocystomycetes; Pneumocystales; Pneumocystaceae. The transcript has 10 exons. Gene Ontology annotation, molecular function: spindle pole body-nuclear membrane anchor activity.